Molecule: messenger RNA, 459 nt
Organism: Sinocyclocheilus rhinocerous
Lineage: Eukaryota; Metazoa; Chordata; Actinopteri; Cypriniformes; Cyprinidae
Product: ephrin type-A receptor 10-like
Exons: 3
Biological process (GO): ephrin receptor signaling pathway; axon guidance; protein phosphorylation
Cellular component (GO): plasma membrane; dendrite
Molecular function (GO): protein binding; transmembrane-ephrin receptor activity
Source: RefSeq, a predicted model, not a curated record
CCGGACAGCUCCGUCUCAUUCUGCUCCGUGAGUCAAGCGUGCUCGGCUGCGACAUGACCAGAGCCCCGCAGACCUGGCCACUCAAAUAUGGAGCAGUUUAAAGCGGUCAUUUUGGUGCUUUGGAUAUUAUUGCUCUACAGAAAUGAGGAGUCCCGUGCAGAGGAAGUUGUCUUGCUGAAUUCUAAGGAGUCCCAGGCAGAGCUGGGUUGGACCUCAUAUCCUUCUAAUGGGUGGGAGGAAAUCAGCGGUGUCGAUGAGAAAUACAAGCCCAUUCGUACAUAUCAAGUAUGCAACGUGAUGGAGCCCAGUCAGAACAAUUGGCUCCAGACGGGUUGGAUAUGGCGGCAGGGCGGCCAGCGCAUCUUCAUCGAACUGCAGUUCACCCUGCGCGACUGCAACAGCAUCCCAGGCGUGUCCGGUAGCUGUAAGGAGACCUUCAACCUCCUGCCCAUUCGCACA